Molecule: messenger RNA, 1807 nt
Organism: Scleropages formosus (Asian bonytongue)
Lineage: Eukaryota; Metazoa; Chordata; Actinopteri; Osteoglossiformes; Osteoglossidae
Product: THAP domain-containing protein 5-like
Exons: 5
Coding region: 105-1514 (469 amino acids)
Source: RefSeq, a predicted model, not a curated record
AGCUGCGGCGGCGGACGGUACACGUGUGUGUUUGUGAUUGUGAGCGCGAGUAGGGGGCUGAGAUCGCAUGCGCUUGGCGUGUUCUCCGCGCACAAGGACGCAGGAUGCCCAAGUACUGCUCGGCUCCGAACUGCAGGAAUGACUCUGGACACAGCAGCUCCCACAGAAGGAGCUUCUACAAGUUUCCGCUGCAGGACCCAGUCCGGUUGCAGCAAUGGCUGAAGAACAUGGGCCGCGAUGGAUGGAGCCCUUCGCGACACCAGUACCUCUGUCAUGAGCACUUCACGCCCUCCUGCUUCACCAUGCGCUGGGGAAUCCGCUACCUCGCGAGCGACGCGGUGCCUACCAUCUUUAACCUCACUGAAAACCCUGAGAAAAGGAAAAGCUCCUGUGACACUGAGAGGAAAUUGAAACGGAUACGAGGCUCCAACAAGAAAUCACUUGCCAGUGCAAUUGCCAGUGAAAGCCAGUGCCAGGACGUAGGUGCCAGUCCGCUACAGCUGUAUGCUAUUGCUGUGGACACCACCCUCCCUAGACAACCGUUGGUGCUGGAAUCGAGUAUCACCGAACACUCUGACUCUGUUCAUGCUGCUGUACCUCUGCCAGUCGUGGACGGGCAUGAUGGGACCAGAAAUAACUUUCCUGUGUCACUGCUCCAAGCGGUUGAGGACUUCAGCACAGCUGCUAGAGGAGAACGUGCUGAAGUUGUCAUGGUUACCAAGGGGCUGAUAACAGAAAAGGAGGAGCAAACGGAAGAGGAAGAUGUGGAGGAGCUCAUGACAGCUCAUGUCCUCACUGACGCCCCAGGUGUGCUCCUAAAUGAUAAUGUUUGUCAAGCAGUGGCAGAUCCAUCGUCUUUAGUUGUAGAAAACAUGGCCCUGGAGGUGGUGGAGCCCCCACCUACCCAGGAUACUAGCGGAAUCCAAAUCAUUGCCUACUUUGAGACCAUACCCAAUGUACUCCCCACUGGCACCACUCAGCUGAGUCUACUACCUGACACGGUACUCUCCUCUGCCCUCAGCUCAAAACCCAUAGUCUCUACACUCCCAAUUGUUUCCAAACACAUGCCUUCCCCUGCGGGCUCGGUUGUCCUCAAUUUAGAGAAACUAGAGAGUGUGAAGAACAAAGAAGAGGGAGACAAGGAGGAACAUGUAGAGAACACAGAUCAACUGGGAAAGCAACUCGAAGAGCAUCGCUACCACAAGAACAGCCUGAGCACGGAGCAGCUGGAGGCCAUUGUUGUUGAACUACAGAAGAAGGUGAAGAUGUUACAACAGAGGCAUCGCCGACACCUGGACAAGCUGCUGUGGCUUGAGAGCACCGUCAACCAGCUGAGACACAGUAAUCUACUCAACGAAGAGCGGCUUCGGCUGUUGGAGAGGGCUUACAUUCAGACAAACACUGCUGUGUCUGACGCUAGUGAGACGGUGGCAAUUAUCUGUGAAGAUGAGAACACAGCCUACCUCUACACUCUGCCCAAGCAUGAUGGGGGUGAGGGACUGGACCAAAACUAGGAAGACUAUGUUGUGCUCCCAGCAAGCUUCCAGUAAGCUCAUAUUGUGGAGAAGAUUGCACUAAAGUCUUAUUUCUCAUGGAUAUUCCUGCAUAAUCAAAUUAUGUUGCAUACGCAAUAGCAAUAAUUCAGUGUGUCAUUUCCUUCUGUACCAUUCAUUUUGUUUUUUGUGUCACUACUGUUCUGGUGUUACUUGUAUUCCUGAGGUUUUUACCAAGGCAAUUUUGGGUGAAAAUAGAUCAUUUUGGGGAAUUGUAUAGGGAGUAAUGAGUUUGUGUUUAAUUUAUAUAAAUU